Molecule: messenger RNA, 2088 nt
Organism: Pristis pectinata (smalltooth sawfish)
Lineage: Eukaryota; Metazoa; Chordata; Chondrichthyes; Rhinopristiformes; Pristidae
Product: gamma-aminobutyric acid receptor subunit gamma-4-like
Exons: 11
Coding region: 1-2088 (695 amino acids)
Biological process (GO): regulation of postsynaptic membrane potential; chloride transport; monoatomic ion transmembrane transport
Cellular component (GO): neuron projection; synapse; dendrite membrane
Molecular function (GO): transmitter-gated monoatomic ion channel activity involved in regulation of postsynaptic membrane potential; GABA-A receptor activity; inhibitory extracellular ligand-gated monoatomic ion channel activity
Source: RefSeq, a predicted model, not a curated record
AUGGGACAUGAGUCAAUUGGGACCAGGAAACUGGGAACUGUCAAGGUGCCAGAGGGCAUCAGAGGUCUCAUGAAUCCGGGUGCCCAACUCUGCCCGCUUGUGCUGCCCGGUCGAGUGCACCUCCCUCCGCACACGCUGCCCGACGCGCUGACUCUUUCCCCCGCCGGAGCUCCGGUUUUGCUCGCCAGACACCGGACGGGCUCGCCGCACCUUCUGGAAACGUCUGUGACGGGAUCGCGACGCUCAGUCACACACGGAGAGCGGGCGGGAGAGCGGGCGGGGCUGGCAGUGCCGAGGCACCGGGGGCAGCGGCGGCAGCGGGAUCCCGGCUCCGACCGGGGACACUCGGGCUGCACCGUCCGCACUCUGCCGGCAGCCGGCGGGACCCGCACCGUCAGCGGGCGGACUCCGGCCGACAACUUGUGUACCCGGGGACGGCGGCGGGCGAGAGGCGAGCGGGGCCGCCUCGUACCCCGCAGAUCCAGCGCUGCAGCCGGCCGGCAUGUUCGCCAAACUUUUCAUCCUCCUCCUUCUCCUCCAGCCGGCCAUCCAAGCCAGGUGGCAGUGUCCGAGUGGGACCUGUUCAUCAAUGAUACUGUCAACAGCAAAGCAGGAAGGAGUGGUGGAUGGUGCCGAGUCAGCAUGUCCGGACAAUUUAUCUCAGAGCAAAGAAACAUCUGUAACAAGACUGAACUGUCAGCUGUGCGAGGGAGGAAUGAGUUUGAACUAAUACUGAUGACUGGGCCAUGGCUGCAUGCAGCUGAAUAUUUGAGGAGGGGCAGACUUGAAGAAGAAGAUGAUGAUGAGGUUGGGGUGAACAAGACUUGGGUACUGGCUCCAAAGUCUCAAGAUGCAGAUGCGACACACAUUCUCAACUCGCUACUAGGAGGGUAUGACAACAAACUGCGGCCAGAUGUUGGCAUAAAGCCAAUCGUUAUUGAUGUGGACAUCUACGUGAACAGUAUUGGCCCCGUGUCGGUUAUCCAGAUGGAGUACACCAUCGAUAUCUUCUUCGCACAGACCUGGUAUGACAGGAGGCUGCGUUUUAACAGCACACUGAAAGUCCUGACUUUGAACAGUAACAUGGUGGGGAGAAUCUGGAUUCCCGAUACGAUAUUUCGGAACUCCAAGCGGGCAGAUUCCCAUUGGAUCACCACACCCAAUCAGCUGCUGCGGAUCUGGAACGAUGGCAAGAUUUUGUACACACUAAGACUCACAAUCGAGGCAGAGUGCCAGCUCUACCUGCAGAACUUCCCCAUGGAUGAACAGUCCUGUCCUCUGGUCUUCUCCAGCUAUGGAUACCCAAAGGAUGAGAUCACCUACCGGUGGAGGAAGUAUUCCAUCGAAGUUGCAGACCAGCGAUCCUGGAGACUUUACCAGUUUGAUUUUGUUGGCCUGAGAAACAUAUCAGAAGUCCUGAAAACCACAGCAGGAGACUACACGGUAAUGACUGUUUACUUUGAUUUAAGCAGAAGAAUGGGAUAUUUUGCCAUACAGACUUACAUUCCGUGUAUACUAACUGUUGUCCUAUCAUGGGUCUCCUUUUGGAUCAAGAGAGAUUCAACUCCAGCCAGAACCACACUUGGGAUCACCACCGUACUGACCAUGACAACACUCAGCACCAUCUCAAGGAAAGCCUUGCCCAAAGUUUCCUACAUCACCGCCAUGGACCUCUUUGUCUCUGUCUGCUUCAUCUUCGUCUUUGCUGCACUCAUGGAGUAUGCCACCCUCAACUACCUUGUAGGGACCAAGAGACCCAACCCCAUAAAACGCAAACUUAAACCUUUGAUCAGCUGUGUUCUUCUGCAGGAAGCCUGCCCGGCGGGCACGGAGCCAUGCUUCACCGCCAUCACCGUCAACGACCUAGGCCAGUGGCAGGAGCCCGAGGAAGAGCUGGUGGACGACUGUCUGGAGGGGAAGGACUGCCGCUCCUUCUUCUGCUGCAUCGACGACUGUCAGACAGGCACCUGGCGCCGGGGACACAUCCGGAUCCACAUCUCCCGGCUGGACUCCUACUCCCGGGUUUUCUUUCCCACUGCCUUCCUCCUCUUUAACCUUGUUUAUUGGAUCUCUUAUCUCUACCUGUGA